Molecule: messenger RNA, 694 nt
Organism: Arabidopsis arenosa
Lineage: Eukaryota; Viridiplantae; Streptophyta; Magnoliopsida; Brassicales; Brassicaceae
Source: the annotation of a GenBank genome assembly
ACUCAAAAAUGAUGCCAAAACCGAAGGAAAUAUGUGGAAGCCAUGGAAAUAUAUAUGAAACAUCGAUAAGCUCCGAUGAUCUAAGUUCUAGAACCGGAGGGUCACGAAGGGGCAGAGGAGGAAGAAGAAGUGAGAAAAGAGAGAGUGUGUCUGAUUUAGAAGCUGAGGAGACAAAAGGGUUUAUGGAUUUAGGUUAUGUUUUCACAGAAGAAGACUUGAAUUCGGAGUUACCGGAGAUUCUUCCCGGGUUACGGACAUUUCUCUGCCGGGAAGAACAGCGAAGAUCAGAGUCGUCGGUGCCUAGACCAUAUUUGUCGGAGACUUGGGACUUCUACGGUGAUAAAUGGAGAAGAAGAGAAGAGAAAGAUUCAAUGGUUAUAGAUUUGAGAAUGGCUAAGUUAUGUGGUGAGACGAACAUGAAGGAGAAUCUUAAAAGGUGGGCUCGUUCUGUAGCUUCAAAUCUCAAAUGAGAUGCAAUAUUAUUCAUUAUUUCUAGCUUAAUCUUUGGUACUACCUAUAUUACACUAUUGUCUUUUCUAAUGUCUGUAGAAAUUUUGAGAUUAUUUAUGAAUGUAACUAUGUAAGGGCUUAAAAUUCGGAUGGUAAGAAUCUAUCGUCAUACUAAAAGAGUUUCCACACUCUCUAGUUGGGCAAGAUUCAAUGGUAAGAAUCUAAAUGAAUGAGUUUGAACGAA